This is a messenger RNA of Colletotrichum higginsianum IMI 349063, 1119 nucleotides long. RefSeq names its product Universal stress protein family. NCBI's taxonomy places the organism in Eukaryota, Fungi, Ascomycota, Sordariomycetes, Glomerellales, Glomerellaceae. Bases 1 to 1119 code for a protein of 372 amino acids. The record is from RefSeq and is a predicted model, not a curated record. The transcript is spliced from 2 exons.
AUGGCGACGCUAACUCGAACCUCGUUGCCGGACAGAUUCCAGUCACAUGUCGCAUUCGACAAUCUGCCGCUGGGCGAAGCGACCAAGAGCAACACGCUUUCGCUGACACUGGACGUCAGACACAAGGGCUACCAAGCACAACGACGAUCUCGCACCUUCAUGGUAGGCGUCGACGAACAUGCCUAUUCCGAUUAUGCGCUGCAAUGGCUUCUAGACGAGCUUGUCGACGACGGAGACGAAGUUGUGUGUGUGCGCGUGAUCGAGAAGGAGCUCCGCGCUGCCGAGACCAACAAGGCGUACCAGGACGAGGCGCAGAAGAUCAUGGACAGCAUUGUUAAGCGCAAUGGCCUGAACCGUGCAAUCAAAAUUGUGCUGGAAUACGCCAGCGGCAAGCUGCACGCGACGUUUCAGCAACUGAUCCAAAUGCAUCAACCCGCCAUGCUCAUCGUAGGUACGAGAGGGAGGUCGCUGGGCGGCAUACAGGGACUGGUGAACACGCGUAACUCUUUCUCGAAAUACUGCUUGCAGUAUUCGCCCGUCCCCGUCGUUGUCGUUCGACCAACAGAAAAGCGGGAAAAGAAGAAGUCUAAGAGGAAGAACGACUCCGAACGCCAAACUUACGUCCGGAUGCUUUCGGCGACAGGCGGAAAGCACGAGGCCGACAGUGAGAGGAGCAGCAUGUACAACGUGGAGGUGCACAACACGGCGGACGAGGAGGCCCACCAGGUCGCCAAAGCGCUGGGACUCCCGGCAGCCUUCGAUCCGACCAUCAAGCCGGUCGACUUGAACGCUCUGUUGCAUCCCCGACAGCAGUCCACGGCGUCCAACCUCUCACAAUCGAGCACAGCGGGCCCCGGCAGAUCGUCUGCGCCGCCUAGCGCCGCUGGUGACAGCGAUGAUGACGACGAGGACGACGAAGACGAGGAUUUCGAGGUCUUCUCGGGCGGACAAGCCAUCAACUCGGACAAGCUGCACAAGAUGGAGGCCAAUGAGGCGGCAGCCUUCCGACAGAAUCGGAAGACCAGCCUCGACUCCAGCGCCAGCGGCGCGGACGAUGAUGACGAGGACGAGGACCAAGACGGCGAGUCAAAGGUGUCCCGAAAUAGCAGCAACAGCUGA